GAUAAAUUCAGAUUGAUUUUUGCCGGAGUAUUUUAGGGCGCAGAUGAGGCAGGAUCCAGACGUGGCCUCUGCUGUCGCAACCAUCUGCACUCUACUAGAGUUCUUAAAAAGAGACAAAGGUGAAACCAUCCAGGGCAUGAGGGAGAACCUGACGCAGGCCAUUGACCGGCUGACGGGAGUGGACUCCUCUGUGGCCGUGUCCUCAGGAGGAGAGCUUUUCCUGCGUUUCAUCAGCCUCACGUCCCUGGAGCACGAUGAUCUGUCACGAUGCAAGAAAGUUAUGGUUGAAAGAGGGGAACUUUUCCUGAAGAAAAUCUCUCUCUCCAGGAACAAAGUCGCCAAGCUCUGCCACACUUUCAUAAAAGACUAGGCAAAAAUCCCGACGCACUCGUCCUCCAGAGUGGUGCUGAGGGUGCUGGAGAAGUCAGCGGCCGAGAAGAAGCGCUUCACCGUGUACGUCACAGAAUCCCAGCCGGACUCCGCAGGGAAAAAAAUGGCAGAGGCAUUGAAAAAUCGCAACGUUCCUGUCACUGUAGUUUUAGAUGCUGCCGUGGGGUAAAGCUUUCUCCUGUUCUAAAUUGACCACGACUGUUUAAGGCCUCAGAUGUGGGCUGUAUCUGGGCUGUGUCUGGCUCUCUGAAAUCAACUGCUAAGGGUUAGACAAACAAGUACAGCACAUACCUCAUCCAUUCCAAUGGUCAAAUAGUUUGCCACGUGUGUAUCAGCCCAGUCAAACAUGCGCAUUUCAACCACAGCAAAUGUCCUGCAUAUUAAUUAUUUAUUGAUUAAUCAUUUAUAAAAUAUAUAUAUAUCUGUGCCCAACGUGGGACUGAAUAUAUCCAGUUUCCUCCCUAAUUUGGCAUGUCUGACGCUUUGCAACCGCAAGCACGUUCAUGUGCGAUCACCACUGCCGAUUCAGGAGAACGUAGACAUUCACGGUUCUCUGAAAGUGCUUCAUUUCACACUGCCGACCACAGCGAAGCUCACACAGAGCGGAUGUGGAGGAAGACCUUUCAUAUGUGUCACUGGCCGAUCGGCCACCAGGGGCCACCAAAGAGUUAUGAAAUGCAGACAGCCUGACUGGCCAAUCGGCCAACUGUGCAUCUGCCCAUGCAGCUACCUGCUACAGUCGGCACUGGCACGGUCCGCACUUGAUCUGAGACUGUGGGGCUCUUCCACCAGUCCCCCAGCAGACCCCAUUUAUGAUAUUUUUCAAAGAACCAGAAAUUAUUCACCAGUACCACAGAGUUCUUUCACGAUUGUACAUUGUGAAUCGGUACUGAAAUCGAAAUUGAAAUCCCUCGUAUUUGCUAUCCUUUCACUCUGUAGUCAUAGUUGCAUCCAAACCAAGCUUCUCUGUCUUUCGGAGUUGUGUGGUUCAUUCAGGUAUACUGAGUCAGGAGACUUGAUAUCUGGAAAAUCAGUUUGUAUAAUUGGCCCAUUUAUUAUUAUUGGUGGAAUGACCUACCAUCAAAAAUGUUCGAGUGAUGCAAUUGAUCAAAAAUCGAUUUUAGAGUGAAGGUUCCUCUUUACCACAGUGUUCCAGUGUGGGUACGUUUCAUUUUUUUAAAACCCAUUUGUAGAAUCUUGAAUGCGGCCAGUUGCCUAUUUUUCAUCGAGGCCGGGUGCAGGAGCUCAAGCAAUGCCACAGUGCUUACAAGCAGUAGACAGGGCUACGGACUCUCUAAGGCAAGCACUGCCACUGAUAGGAACACAGGAUGUGGAAAUUGUUGUGCCUCACGCUGUCCUUGCUAUUUUGACUGAAAAAAAUCUUCUGUAGUCCACAUGGCUCGGUGGACCCGACGGGAAACAAGCUUGCUUAUGCCAUCCAUUCAUCUGAAACACCCCAGCUCUUUGAAUCCAGCCACACUGCUGCCAUCACCAGAUGAUUGCUGCCAUCACUUAGUGGAUUUGAAAGACUUAAAAUGAAGCUCACAAUUUCCCACUCCUCCUCAUCAAUCUGCUUAGUUACUUAAUAGGGCUGGGGCGACUCAUCGAUUUAAUCGAUUAUGGAAAUACGCCGAUUUGCAUAACAUGCGUCGGCGCGUCGCAAUGAAGUAAGAUGGCUGCGCCCGGUCAAAGCAUGGAUUCCCCCAGAGAACAAGCUGCAGCUAAACAAGCGCGAAACCGUCCAGACCCACGGCGCACCUGUACUAACUAUAUAGCUAGCUAGAGUGAGAGCACCUAUUAUCGACCACCUUCGUUCGACAGACAGGAAAACGUAAACAGAUUUGCAAAUAUAUUUUGGCGAGAUUUUAUGUUGGACUGUAAAAUGGAGAUUACCAGUUAAGACUGGGCUAUUUUUUUGUUGUGGAGUAAUGCCCUGCAGUGCAUACUUUGUUUCUUGUUACAUUUGUUUGUUUUUAAGAGAAGAUGAUUGAAUAAAAUAUUGAAAUAUUAA
Messenger RNA from Anguilla rostrata (American eel), 2401 nucleotides. RefSeq names its product translation initiation factor eIF2B subunit alpha-like. NCBI's taxonomy places the organism in Eukaryota, Metazoa, Chordata, Actinopteri, Anguilliformes, Anguillidae. Gene Ontology annotation, molecular function: guanyl-nucleotide exchange factor activity; translation initiation factor activity. Gene Ontology annotation, cellular component: eukaryotic translation initiation factor 2B complex. Gene Ontology annotation, biological process: translational initiation. Bases 44 to 370 code for a protein of 108 amino acids. The transcript is spliced from 5 exons. The record is from RefSeq and is a predicted model, not a curated record.